This is a messenger RNA of Agrilus planipennis (emerald ash borer), 2686 nucleotides long. Its product is annotated as transformer-2 protein homolog beta. Gene Ontology annotation, molecular function: RNA binding. The record is from RefSeq and is a predicted model, not a curated record. The transcript is spliced from 8 exons. Lineage: Eukaryota; Metazoa; Arthropoda; Insecta; Coleoptera; Buprestidae. The coding region runs from base 151 to 969 and encodes 272 amino acids. Gene Ontology annotation, biological process: positive regulation of mRNA splicing, via spliceosome. Gene Ontology annotation, cellular component: spliceosomal complex.
GUCAGGUAAACUUCCGUUUUCAGUCUGACGCCAUCACAAAAUCGUGCUUUUGGUAUGAUUUCAUUGGUGAAGUGUAGUAGUUUACAGUGCACGAAUUUGGCAGCCUAAUUGAAGUUAUUUGAGUAUUUCCAGGUUUCUUUCGCUGGUGAUAUGAGCGACCGAGACGAAAGCCAUUCGUUACCACCCCAUAAACAGAUGAACGACCACUCACCACACGCAAAGCGAGACGAAUCUCCAAGAAAUCACAAAGGCAAGAGUUACUCAAGGAGCCCUAGCCAUUCUCGUAAAAUGUAUAGGGAAGGGGAACGUGAUAGAGAAAGGAGAGGUGGAAGAGAUGACAGAGACAGAAAGUACAGAUCGCGCAGUAGAUCACGUUCAGACAGACACUACAAAACUUCAAAAUAUUCUCGUAGUAGGUCACGUUCUCAUUCUCGUGGCAAAGGUUACAGUCGCAGAUCUCAUUCUCACAGUCCUAUGUCAAGUAGAAGACGACACCUCGGUACCCGGGACAAUCCCAAACCGUCACGAUGCUUGGGCGUUUUCGGUUUAAGUGUCUACACAACAGAGGAGGAGUUGUACCACAUUUUCUCAAAAUAUGGUCCUGUCGAACGAGUACAAGUAGUUAUUGAUGCUAAGACUGGUAGAUCAAGGGGCUUCUCUUUUGUAUAUUUCGAGAACACAGACGAUGCAAAGGUAGCCAAAGACCAAUGCAAUGGAAUUAAAAUCAAUGGUAAAAGUAUAAGAGUUGAUUUCUCCAUAACCGAAAGAGCACACACCCCAACACCUGGGAUUUAUAUGGGAAAACCAACAUAUGAGCGUUGGGACCGCAGAAGAGACCGCGAUAGAGAUAGAGAUGAUUAUUACUACCGUUCUUCUAGAUACCGCAGAUCCCCAUCGCCAUAUUAUCGUCGCAGUAGGCGUUACGAUCGUUCCCGUUCCAGAUCUUAUUCUCCACAAACGUUUAAAUAAAACGUUAGUAAAGAAACAAUGGGUGGUAUGCAUAAAGUUAAAUCCAUGGUAUAGUCUCCAUUUUUAAAAUACCCACUACAUUUGAAAUACAUAAAGAUGUAAAUAGAAUCUUAAACUGUAUUUUCUUGAGGAUCUGUUCACUCAUUCGAGUCCUGACCCAGAUUUUUGUAUACGUAAAUGAUUGUAUUUGCUCACACUGAAGAGUAUAAUCUCAGCUAUCGCACAUAUAAAUACCAAUUUUUUGUAAAGUUUACUACCAUUUUUGAAAAUAUACGUGCAAAUAUAAAUUUUACUUAGGGAUAAAGAGCGAGUAGAUCUUUAAGAAUAUAGUGUAAAAACUCACAUGUCUGAGAUUCUAUUCACAUUUUUAAGCUUUUCAAAUGGAAUGGCUACUAUAAAAAUGUGACACUAUAUACAUAACAAAUAUCUUUAAAUUCUGAUUUUGAAUUUAUUAAUGCGUACAUUCGUAAGCAGUGUUUUAUUAAUUUGAUUGGCGUAUUUAUAGAGGAUGAUAAUUUUGAUUGAUUUUGUCUAACUGUAAAUUUACAAAGGAAUCAUAAAAGUUGUAAAGUACCUAAUUAAUAUCACUAGGUUCUAAUGCACAAUAAGCAAUUUCAAACGUAUAAAACUAAAAAGUUUUGUAUGGAAUGGUUUUUUGAAUGUGUGAAUUCAUACGUAGUAUGAAAUAAGGUUUUAUUGUGUUAAUAUGAUAUUGUGCAAUUUAUAAAGUUGUUUAAACAAUGCGAAUACACUGAAUACUGGGCUGUCAAGAAUUUUGUUAGCUAGAAGAUUUUACAUUUUUAUAUAAGAAGUACUGUCAUUAAAUAAACAGGCCAAUCAACCUUUGUCGAAUUUCUGUAUGUUUAAGAUAACAAAAUAAUAAGUUACUUUUUAAAUAUUACUUUUAUUUACGAAUUGGCUAUUUUUAUUUUAUGACACUGGAUUUGUAUUUUUUUUUUAGAAAUAUCUACAUUAAAUAAUUUUGUAUAAUGUAGCACAGUUUAAAAGUUCGAAUACUUUGGUAAUCGUUUUUCUUCAUUUAUCGUUAGUUAGUAGAAUGAUGCACGCUAUUAUUACAUUUUCUUGAAAGUGGAACUCUUUGUUAAUAUGUUUUUAUUCUAAUCCUAAUUUCAGGUCGUUAUUAAAACAAAUCUCGCCCUGGACACGCGACGUCAUAAAUAUUGAAUGGAUAUUUAGUUUUUAGAUUAAUAGUUUAUAGUUAUCAUUGCGAAGGAGUUUUCACACACUGACGCGUAUCGAGAUGUACGAAAAAAUUAAUGUGUAAGGACUUCUUCGUUGAAUAUGUUUCUCCUUUUGUACACUUUUUAAGUUUUUGAUUUUCCUUGUUUUGGCACACAGAAAAAAGGUGAUCGAACACAAUAGCGUUAACAGCUGUUUGAAAAUCUUUUUCCUGCACCAACAAAGAAAAAAAUUCGUUAUUAAAAAUUACGAUUAAUAUCCUAUUUAUUAUAUUAAUAAUUUGUGUACAACUCAGCUUUUAAUCGGUUCCAGCCCAGAUCGACGAUUAGGACUGUUGUUUAUUCUUUUUAUUUGAUUUUGUACGUCGUGUAUAAAAGUUCUAGAUGUUGAAAAAGUAUUUCUUUUUUUAAAAAACAAAAUCGAGUCUUGUGAUUUAAUGAUUGAACAUUUGACUAAUUACAAUUAGUAAUAGUGAUAAACUUAAUGUUAGUUGUAAUAAAUUUCAUUACAUGACUAA